AUGGCGAAACUAACCCUUAGCCUCCUCUCGUUGAUCCUUAUCGGUCUCGUCGCGAUCGCUUCCGCCGCAGUUAUCUUCGAGGAGCGCUUUGAUGAUGGAUGGGAGAACAGAUGGGUUAAAUCUGAAUGGAAGAAAGAUGACAAGUCUGCUGGGGAGUGGAGCCACACUGCUGGAAAUUGGUCUGGUGAUGCUAACGAUAAAGGUAUCCAGACCAGUGAGGACUACAGAUUCUACGCUAUUUCAGCUGAGUUCCCUGAAUUCAGUAACAAGGACAAGACCUUAGUCUUCCAAUUCUCAGUCAAGCACGAGCAGAAGCUUGACUGUGGUGGUGGCUACAUGAAGCUGCUCAGUGGUGAUGUUGACCAGAAGAAAUUUGGUGGUGACACCCCAUACAGCAUUAUGUUUGGUCCUGAUAUCUGUGGAUACAGCACUAAGAAAGUACAUGCUAUCCUUACCUACAAUGAUGCCAACCACCUGAUCAAGAAGGAUGUUCCGUGUGAAACUGACCAGCUCACCCAUGUGUACACUUUCAUCCUCCGCCCAGAUGCUACUUACAGUAUUCUCAUUGACAAUGUUGAGAAACAAACCGGUAGCGUGUACUCUGACUGGGAUCUUCUCCCACCAAAGAAGAUCAAGGACCCCAGCGCCAAAAAGCCUGAGGACUGGGACGAGCAAGAGUACAUUUCAGACCCUGAAGACAAGAAACCUGACGGAUACGAUGAUAUCCCAAAGGAGAUCCCAGAUACCGAUGCAAAGAAGCCUGAGGACUGGGAUGAAGAAGAAGAUGGUGAGUGGACUGCCCCGACCGUUCCCAACCCUGAGUACAUGGGUGAAUGGAAACCAAAGCAAAUCAAGAACCCCAACUACAAGGGCAAGUGGGAGGCUCCAGAGAUUGACAACCCUGACUUUAAGGAUGACCCAGAGCUUUAUGUCUUCCCCAAGCUGAAGUAUGUUGGAAUCGAGUUGUGGCAGGUGAAAUCAGGAUCAUUGUUCGACAAUGUCUUGAUCUGCGAUGACCCAGACUACGCCAAGAAGUUGGCAGAUGAAACAUGGGGAAAGCUCAAGGAUGCGGAGAAAGCAGCUUUCGAUGAGAUUGAGAAGAAGAAAGAGGAAGAGGAAUCCAAGGACGCUCCUGCGGAGACUGAUGCUGAAGAUGAAGCAGGGGAGGAUGAAGGAGAUGAAUCAGAUUCUGAAUCUAAGACCGAGGAAACCUCAGAGGAGAAUGACGCCACCGCUCAUAUCUCUGAAUACGAAGAUCAUAAAAGUUUGUCUGAAGAAGACGUUGUCAUGUUUUUGUUCGAUUGGUUCUAUGGAAUCCUGGCCACGCUAGGGUUAUGGCAGAAAGAGGCGAAGAUCUUGUUUCUAGGUCUCGACAAUGCAGGAAAAACUACUUUGCUUCACAUGCUCAAAGACGAGAGAUUAGUUCAGCACCAGCCAACACAGCAUCCAACAUCUGAGGAACUGAGCAUUGGCAAAAUCAAGUUCAAGGCCUUUGACUUGGGUGGCCAUCAGAUUGCCCGUAGGGUCUGGAAAGAUUAUUAUGCUAAGGUUGAUGCUGUUGUGUACCUGGUGGAUGCUUACGACAAGGAGAGAUUUGUGGAGUCAAAAAGAGAGCUUGACGCUCUUCUAUCAGAUGAAGCAUUAGCAAGUGUCCCCUUUCUUAUCCUUGGGAACAAGAUUGAUAUUCCUUAUGCAGCUUCUGAAGAUGAGCUUAGGUUUCACUUGGGUCUCACUAAUUUCACUACCGGUAAAAGCAAUGUGAGUCUUGGAGAAUCUGCUGUUCGUCCUCUUGAGGUCUUCAUGUGUAGCAUCGUCCGCAAAAUGGGAUAUGGUGAGGGAUUCAAAUGGCUUUCUUACUACAUCAAGUAG
This is a messenger RNA of Eruca vesicaria subsp. sativa (arugula), 1869 nucleotides long. Lineage: Eukaryota; Viridiplantae; Streptophyta; Magnoliopsida; Brassicales; Brassicaceae. The record is from the annotation of a GenBank genome assembly.